AUGGCGUCAGGAUCGGAGGCUGGGCCCAGGAACUCCAUGCUACGUGCUCUGGAGCUGGCCAGGAAAUCACCGCCGAAGCCGAGUAAUUUCCGUGUCGGGGCUAUCUUGCUCCGUCUCGACGACGGGCACGUCGUGGCCGAGGGAUACACUCUGGAGUGCGACGGCAACACGCAUGCCGAAGAGUGCUGUCUUAUAAAGCUGGCAGAGAGGCUGUCGACGACGGAAGAGGGACUCGCCGACGUCAUCAGAGCUCCCCACGCGCUGGUCACCACAAUGGAGCCGUGUUCCAAGCGCCUCAGCGGGAAACUGCCCUGCGUCGACAGGGUCUUGCGGCAAAAGUCGUGGAUCAGGCGGGUAUACGUUGGGGUCGAGGAGCCCGCCAAGUUUGUUGGCCGCAAUCCCGGCCGCGGGAUGCUGCAGUCUGCGGGCAUCGAAGUGGUUCAUGUGCCAGGCUUGGAAAAGGAGAUACUCGACGUGGCAACAGCUGGCCACGGCGUCGACUCGUGA
Molecule: messenger RNA, 507 nt
Organism: Ustilaginoidea virens
Lineage: Eukaryota; Fungi; Ascomycota; Sordariomycetes; Hypocreales; Clavicipitaceae
Exons: 1
Coding region: 1-507 (168 amino acids)
Molecular function (GO): catalytic activity
Source: RefSeq, a predicted model, not a curated record